Hyaloperonospora brassicae is the source of this 765-nucleotide messenger RNA. The record is from the annotation of a GenBank genome assembly. NCBI's taxonomy places the organism in Eukaryota, Oomycota, Peronosporomycetes, Peronosporales, Peronosporaceae.
AUGGACGACGACCACCACAUCGACGACAAUAGCGGCACGGAGAACGUGCUCACGGACGUGGGCUUCAUGUUCGACGCGUGUCUCGAGCGCGUCACGUGUCGCUACGACUAUGGCGACCGCGCCGACGUGUCCGUGUUGCUCACGUACACGAAAGACGAGCCAGGGGCGCUGCAGAGCGGCCACUACGUCUGGCCAGCAGCUCCGGCGCUCUGCCAGUACCUCGUCCAGCACCGCGCGAGCCUUCCGAGCGGCCCCACUGUCGUGGAAUUGGGCGCUGGCUGUGGCCUCACGGGCCUCGUGGUCGCCCAGCUACGGCCCCAUGCAGUGGUGACGUUCACGGACCACGACCCCGGCGUGCUCAAAGUGAUUGAGCACAAUGUGCAGCAACAGGAGCGCGUGCAGGCCACGUGCUAUACGCAGAGUCUACGGUGGGGACCCGACGGGAUGCAGGAGAUUCAGGCGCUUGUGCACGGGCAGCGUGGACAGCAGACAGGUGGCGGCGAGACGCGGCACACGCAGCUGAUUGUCGCGUCCGACGUGAUUUACGCGCACGAAGUGGUUGCGCUGCUCUUUUGGACGGUCGAUCGACUGCUGUCGACGAGCGGCGUGUGGCUCAUGUGCUCGAGCUUUCGGUACGACGACGCCACCGAGCACGAGAUUGACACGCAGAGCCUCAAGUGGGGCCUCAAGCGGGAGAUCCUCGAGUGCUCGCUGCACGAAGGAGGCACGAGGAUCCAGCGCUUUACGCGCACGUCAAGCAAGUGA